Cydia splendana is the source of this 1583-nucleotide messenger RNA. RefSeq names its product RWD domain-containing protein 4. The transcript is spliced from 5 exons. Gene Ontology annotation, molecular function: protein binding. The record is from RefSeq and is a predicted model, not a curated record. Bases 191 to 751 code for a protein of 186 amino acids. NCBI's taxonomy places the organism in Eukaryota, Metazoa, Arthropoda, Insecta, Lepidoptera, Tortricidae.
UGUUCAGAGUAGAAAAUUUCCCAAACCAAGACAAAACCUGGAUUUAGAAAUGAAUACGUUUAUUACUGCUUGUUUUUAGGAAAUAGUAGUGAAUUUUGUUGAAUUUAAUUGUAUUUGUAGCUUGGUUUAUUGUUCUUGGGGAGCUACACCAUUGAAACCUAAAUUUUGUUGAGUGCCUCGUCCAGUCAGAAUGUCUGACGAUGCGGAGCAGCAAGCUGAGGAGAUAGAAGUGUUGAAGUCUAUUUACGAUGGCGACGAGAACUUUAAGCAAGUCAAUCCUAAAACAUAUCAGUAUAAGUACAUUGAUGGUGAGAAGUCAUUUAUAUUAGAAAUAUCAUGGGGAGCCACAUACCCCACAGAGAAGCCUAACUUUAAUCUAGAAAUCUUUUAUAAUCAACACUUAUUACCAGCAGUGAAGGACAAAAUCCUGUCAAUAGUAAACGAGGAAGCGGAGCAAUGGCUGGGCUGUGCCAUGACGUACACCUUGUUCGAGUGUCUGAAAGAGCGAGCGGCGGAGAUCCUGUCCGAGCAGUCAGAGGAGGCGAUAGUGGCGAGGGUCGAGAAGAUAGUUAUUGAGGACCAGGAGUCGGAGUCGAAGCAGGCGGAGAAGAAGGAGCAGCUGACGAAGGCGCAGAAGAGGCGCGCGUGGGACCGCGCCGAGAUGGGCCGCGCGGGCGAGCGGCCGCGGGGCUGGGACUGGGUCGACAUCGUCAAACACCUCUCGCACGUCCCGCACACGCCCACCGCGUAACGCUCGCCCGACACCUACAUAUACACACGCGAGCGGCCGCGGGGCUGGGACUGGGUCGACAUCGUCAAACACCUCUCGCACGUCCCGCACACGCCCACCGCGUAACGCUCGCCCGACACCUACAUAUACACACGCGAGCGGCCGCGGGGCUGGGACUGGGUCGACAUCGUCAAACACCUCUCGCACGUCCCGCACACGCCCACCGCGUAACGCUCGCCCGAUACCUGCCGCCAAACACUAGCGGACCUAGGGGGCGUGACUGAACACCUCUUAGGAUUAUUAUGACGUGAACUUAGCGAUUCAUUUGAUUAACGUUCCCAUAUAUGGCCGGUAUCCGUAAUAUAAAAUAUAUCAUCUGGUAUUUUCAAAUUUAAUAAUUUCCAUUUAUAAACAAGUUAAACUGCGCUAUUAGAAUGUCUUCAUUUGACAUGCUCUUUGUCUUCAUGAAAAGUAGCGUUUAAGAAGAUCUUUCUUGUAAAAUAAACGUUCAAAACUGAAUAUUGUGAGACAACUUUAUAAUUGUAUUUACGAUAAGAGUCAACUUCUCCAUCCCGAGAGCUAAGUCAAAUGAGCUGUAGGUGGUAGUAAAUGUUUAUUAACAUAUUAAAUGUGGAUCUGAUCUGUAUCUAUGUAUAUGUACCCUACAAGUAUUCGUAUUUAAAAAAUUGCUUGGGAACUGCCUAAUCGUAUGUACGUUGUCUAAUGUUGAAACAGCUUUUCUAGUAUUUUCUACUGGAUUUUUUGUAUAUUUUGUAUGAAAGAGCUCCUUUACUAAAGUUACUUGAUGUAAUUAAUGCAUAUUGUAAAUGAAAUAUAGUAAUAUUAUUAGAAA